Bombus pyrosoma is the source of this 2491-nucleotide messenger RNA. RefSeq names its product fork head domain-containing protein FD4 (gene fd102C). Lineage: Eukaryota; Metazoa; Arthropoda; Insecta; Hymenoptera; Apidae. Gene Ontology annotation, biological process: cell differentiation; anatomical structure morphogenesis; regulation of transcription by RNA polymerase II. Gene Ontology annotation, molecular function: RNA polymerase II cis-regulatory region sequence-specific DNA binding; DNA-binding transcription factor activity, RNA polymerase II-specific. The record is from RefSeq and is a predicted model, not a curated record. The transcript has a single exon. The coding region runs from base 500 to 1714 and encodes 404 amino acids.
UCUGUGCUUAUUGGUCGGAGGAUCGUUUCACGGGUUCAGAUCUCGGCAUACAAAGCCCGCACUCUAUUCCGGGUAAACGGGCGGAGCUUGUCGUCUCUCCCCUAGCACCUAGUGGGGAGAAGCCAUGGGUGCUCUCCUGGCAGACGGCCGAAUCGUAAAUCAUGACCAGUCGGUCGCUCGGAGCGCAUCGUGACAAACAGCCUGAAAACCUAUGGAAAACAUCGGCCGCGAUCGAUCCACACUCCGUACCGAUCUCUAAUUUCGUUUUUCACUUGCUCCAAUACCACUGUGCUUCGUCGAACUCAAGCUCAAAAUUCAUUCGUGCUUGCGAUAUUACGAACUAUCGUACCAGUGACACCUAUUAAAUGUAAAGAUAUUUCAUAAGAAUUCCCGUUAUCGACAUAUGAAUUGUUAUUAAGGCACUGAAUGAAGACUGUGAAGUUUCAUGAUUGUGGUAGUGAUCUAGGAUCCUAGACAAUCGGUUUCUCAAGAAACGACCAUGUGCAGCAACGAGAGCCCACCGCCGGCCAAGGAGCCUCUAGCCGUCGGUCUGGGCAACCCCAUGACAGGCUUCUUGCCUGGACUGGAACACUAUAGACUUCAAUUGUACCAUUACGCAAUGGCUGAGAGACUGAGGCUGGCUCAGCAGCUGCAUCCCCAACAUCCAGGCGUGGGGCAUCCUCCAUCCAGUGCUCCAACACAUCUAGGAAUGGGUCCUGGGUUUCCUGCGCCGUUACCAUUAUACCCGGCUGCAGCGGCUGCUGCCGGAUAUCCCAGUCGGUUAGCUCUGUCUAUGGCUCUUCUUCAUCCUCAUCAUCAGCGGAUACCGGAAGAGCCCAAACCACAACAUAGUUACAUUGGCCUUAUUGCCAUGGCGAUCUUGUCCUCGCCAGAGAAGAAACUCGUACUAUCGGACAUCUACCAACAUAUAUUAGAACACUAUCCUUACUUUAGAACACGAGGACCAGGCUGGAGGAACUCAAUAAGACACAAUUUGUCAUUGAACGACUGUUUUGUUAAAUCAGGAAGAAGUGCUAAUGGAAAAGGUCAUUAUUGGGCCAUACAUCCAGCGAAUCUAGAAGACUUUCGACGGGGAGAUUUCAGGAGACGCAAGGCUCAGAGGAAGGUGAGAAGGCACAUGGGUCUAGCCGUCGACGAAGAGCCAGAUAGUCCAAGCCCACCUCCGUUACCAGCCACGCCACCUCCUCCAGCUACUUUAGGACCCCCAGUGGCUUCUCAGCCCAUGCCGGGAAUCUGGACGCCGCAUCACCAUCAUCCACACCAUCAACAGCAACAACAACAGCAACAGUUCCAGAGUCAGACUCUGAGGCAGUCAUCGACUUUUCAACCUUCGAGGAAGAGACAGUUCGACGUCGCGAGUCUCCUUGCGCCUGAUGACCAGCAUCAGAUAGAGUCCGAUCUCAGGCCACAGAAGGCAAGGAGGUUUAGUUGCAGUGAGGAUGAGUUACAUGAUCUUCAGGAGCCUGAUCAGGAUGAGGAGGAUGUUGAUGUGGAUGUUGUGGCUGAGACAAAUGCUCUGCCGUCGCCCAACACGCCGUCGGCCAGUCCUGAGGCUAAGGUCAUCUCGACGGCUGGUCACUGGACCAAUCAGGGCAUUCAGAGUGGGCAGAUUUCGGGACUUCAUAUUCAGAGCCAUCUGCAAGCGAGGAAUUAUUACGUGCCGGCGACCUCCAGCAAUGGGUCCAACGGUUAAUGGAAGAUUUCGCGUUUAUUACUCGAGUUCUUUCUGGUUCGAGACUAAUCGCAGACUGUUCGAGGUGGUUGGAGGAUUGUGAAGGUGUGAAGCUGGGAGUAAGCGACGUGUAGAGGUGGAUAAAGAGGUGAUGGAUAAGAGGUCGGGAAUUAUUUUGAUGUACGGCUUUUAGCCUUUUUUUAUAUUGUUUGGAGAGUUGGUAUUUGGGAAAUUUUGAGGCACAGUGGUCCACGAACGAAAUUUAGAAUAAAAUUUAACUAGAUGAUACGAGAAAGGGAACGUUUGUGGAUUGUGAAUUGUGGAUUUUUAUGCAAGCUCGUUAUUUUCACGAGUAUAGCAGCACCUUGAUUAUUUGAACUUACUGCUAAUUUAUACUGUUCGCAUAAUCGAAUAACUUUAUUUUCAUAUCAGAGAGAUUUAUUUAUUUGAUUACGAUUAUGCUUUUACUUUAGUAAUUAUUUUAUGAAUGUUGAUAUUAGAUAGAAAUAAAAGCUUGCGAAUAGAGGUGUCAUAAUUUCAUCCAAUUUUUAUUUUCGUUUUACAAUUUUUGUUGUCAGGGACCAUUCCUAAAUUUCUCAUUAGUCAUGAUGUUCGAAUAAACGAAGUUCUGCUGUACAGGAAGUAUAGAACUGAAAUAGAUAUUUGUUUUACCCAUAAAAAAUUAGAAAAUAUUAGAAAAUUUAAAAUAUGAACUAAAAUUAUAUUUUUAUUUUAGAUACAUUGUAUAUUUUUGUGUAUUAAUGUAUUAUUUAUAUAUUUGCACUUUAAAAUUUUGCA